Messenger RNA from Pelobates fuscus (common spadefoot toad), 1958 nucleotides. RefSeq names its product osteoclastogenesis associated transmembrane protein 1 (gene OSTM1). Gene Ontology annotation, cellular component: cytosol. The record is from RefSeq and is a predicted model, not a curated record. The transcript has 6 exons. NCBI's taxonomy places the organism in Eukaryota, Metazoa, Chordata, Amphibia, Anura, Pelobatidae. The coding region runs from base 515 to 1444 and encodes 309 amino acids.
UGCUGGCAGCUAGUGGUCCCUGAUGUGUGCAUGUUGUGUGAGCUAGACCCAUGAUGGCUGCUGGCUGUCUUGUGACUCAGGACUCCUUACUGUGACCGUGUUGCGGUACCAUUGUGUGUCUUUCUCAGUGUGUCAGUAUUGCACUAGUAAGAGCUUACUAGUAGUUUGCAUUUCGUUGUCCAAGUUGUGUGUUGUUCAGUAUUACACUCAGUUUGUAUUGUAACAGUCAGAGUAAGCUUGUUUAUCUUUUCUCAGAUAUUGGAUAUAUUGCAAUAGCAGCAUUGUCCCUACAGGGAUAGAUAGCUCUGGGAUGGUGUGCUGAUGUAGUUGUUGUUGUUUUGUGUAGUUCUGGUACUAAUAGUUUGCUGUGGUGCACCGAAAGGUUAGUGACUCUUACUUGCAUACAUAUAUACAUUAUAUACAGCUCUGGUAUAGGACUGUACAGCUUUUAGAGGGUGUUAUUUUUGUCUAACUGUGUGUACAGCUGUGUGCUUCCUGCCUGUAGUGUAUUUUAAUGAUGGCCCCCAGUGACUACAUUGUGUUGUGUUUUUUAUUACGUUGUGUGUGGUUAGUAUCAAGCUGGUCUUCAAGCAAUGUUGAUGGAGUAGGUGGUUCUGACUUGUUGCCCAAGUCACUCUGGGCAGAAGAGCUGUCACUCUCCCUUCUCCCAUCCUACUACUCCUCUCCAGAUCUCUCUAAAGACCCAGAUGUCUGUAUUCAACUUCUACAUGAAUAUGCCAACAGCAGUGCUGCCCUCAGUGGGUGCUUGGUGAAGUAUGCAAGGCCAGUGCGAAUAUGCCAAGGGUGCCAUAAAGAAUAUGUGUAUCUGAAGGCGGUCAUGGCUAAGAUUACAUCACAAAAGUACCCACUGAAUAGUACGUACAGUUGUGCACUGAGUCUCCUGCAGUCAGACCGGGUCCACAUGCUUGUGAGCCUCAAUGAUUUCUUUGAUGACACAUGGGAUGAUUGCAAGUGUGAAAGUUGCUUGCAGAACAAUAACACAGAGGUACGAGACACUACCAUAGAAUUUAUGGGGCUGUAUAAAGAACUGAACACAUGCUUUAUUCAGUAUAUGCAGAACAUGGAGGAGCCUCCAUUUCAAAUAUCAGAGGGCAAUUACUCAAAAGUGUGCCAGAACUGUAAUGGGAGUUACAAAAGUCUCAACACUCAGUAUAGUAACCUGGAACAUUCAAAAUCUCUGUGCAUUGACUUGGAAGAUGCUAUGAACGGUACUCGAAUACUUUGGAGCAAAACAUUCAACUGCACUGUACCCUGUACGGACACGGUUCCAGUGAUUGCUGUGUCUGCGUUCAUUCUGUUUCUACCAUUCAUCUUCUAUCUCAGCACUUUCCUGCACUCUGAGCAAAAGAAGCUAAGACUUGUCUUACCCAAGAGAUUUGCAUCAAGUGCGAGCUUAGCACACAUACAGGAUCUCAAUAACUGAGCAGCAAUACUGAGCAAGCCAGCAUUUACACUGGACACCCAACUGUAUUUGGUCUCAAGCAGAAGGAUUUUCAGAGAGGCCAGCCUAAUAUAAUCUAAAGUUUCCCUUCUAAAAUGAUGAGGAAAUGAAGCCUGGGAGCAGAUAACUUGUUAAAUGGACUGAGUAAUUGUAUGUGGAUUUACACGCACAUUUUUUGUAUUGUAUGGUCUCUACUUUAUACUGAAAUCCCAGGGCUAGAUUUAUGUACAGGUGAAGCCUUGGAGUUAAACAAUGCACGUGUUGUUCCAAGGAACCUCAUCUUGAUGUUUCUAAAUGUUAUAUGAAAAGAUCAUGGAAGAUAACACUUUCCACGUUUUAAUUUUUUGUUUGUUUUUAAACUGUGACUGGUGGCGAGUUGACAGCUCACUUCCACGUCUAAAGAAUUACUUCCAACUCUGUUUUUUUUUUUUUCCUUUUGACAAUCUUCUCAGUUCACUCUUUAGUAAAUGAACAUUUGCGUUAAUCUCAGACAGUU